GUAAAGAGAGGAGAGGGGAGCAGUGAACGCUUCAACGGCAUUAUUUCCCGGCAAGCUAUACUUGUUUCUCUCUCUCUUUCUUGAUCUGUGGAUGAUCAUCCGCUCAUUUCUUCACUAACGUUCGUUUCUAUUCUGAAAUUUCUUACCAAUUCAUUCCAGGCUUACUGUACAUUUGCUUCUCAGAGGUGGGAUUAGGGUUUCCUUGGAACAAUUUUAUUUGAUUAUAUUUGGAAGGAGUUGGAGGAGACGACAACAGGAAACGGAAGGAACCCAGAUGGAGAAUUGCAUGUGAUAUCAUCAGGUCUUCUCAAGAAGAUCUGAAAGGAUUCAUUUUGUUGGGAUAUAGAUAAGAUAAAGAUAUGAGCGCGUCCAGAUUCAUUAAGUGCGUCACCGUCGGUGAUGGCGCUGUUGGAAAAACUUGUCUUUUGAUUUCUUACACUAGCAACACAUUCCCUACGGAUUAUGUGCCAACUGUAUUUGACAAUUUUAGUGCAAAUGUGGUUGUCAAUGGAGCCACGGUCAAUCUUGGAUUGUGGGAUACUGCAGGUCAGGAGGAUUACAACAGAUUAAGACCCUUGAGUUAUCGUGGGGCAGAUGUCUUUCUCCUCGCAUUCUCUCUAAUUAGCAAGGCCAGCUAUGAAAAUGUUUCCAAAAAGUGGAUUCCGGAGUUGAAUCACUAUGCUCCUGGCGUCCCUAUUGUUCUUGUUGGAACUAAAAUUGAUCUACGCGAUGACGAACAGUUCUUCAUUGACCAUCCUGGUGCUGUCCCAAUUACAACUGCCCAGGGGGAGGAACUAAGGAAGCUUAUUGAGUCACCUUCUUACAUUGAAUGUAGUUCGAAAUCUCAACAGAAUGUGAAGGGUGUUUUUGAUGCUGCGAUAAAAGUUGUUCUCCAGCCACCGAAACAGAAGAAGAAAAAAUCGAAAGCACAGAAAGCUUGCUCUAUAUUGUGAAUUCUUCAGCUCCCAUUUGAUUCCUUUUUUUAUAUAUAUAUAUAUAUAUAUAUGCUAUCAGUUGUUGUAGUAUUAUCAUUAUAUUUUACUAGACCGACCAACCAACCAACCUAAUUUCCUGAAUUAUUAUUAUUAAAUUAUUAUGCAAUUGUUUGGCUGAUUUUAU
Molecule: messenger RNA, 1119 nt
Organism: Impatiens glandulifera
Lineage: Eukaryota; Viridiplantae; Streptophyta; Magnoliopsida; Ericales; Balsaminaceae
Product: rac-like GTP-binding protein RHO1
Exons: 7
Coding region: 360-953 (197 amino acids)
Biological process (GO): regulation of cell shape; small GTPase-mediated signal transduction; regulation of actin cytoskeleton organization
Cellular component (GO): cytoskeleton; nucleus; cell projection
Molecular function (GO): GTPase activity; GTP binding; protein kinase binding
Source: RefSeq, a predicted model, not a curated record